Messenger RNA from Tigriopus californicus, 1988 nucleotides. RefSeq lists its product as uncharacterized. Gene Ontology annotation, molecular function: GTP binding; GTPase activity. The record is from RefSeq and is a predicted model, not a curated record. Bases 346 to 1797 code for a protein of 483 amino acids. The transcript has 7 exons. NCBI's taxonomy places the organism in Eukaryota, Metazoa, Arthropoda, Copepoda, Harpacticoida, Harpacticidae. Gene Ontology annotation, cellular component: vesicle; Golgi apparatus; trans-Golgi network. Gene Ontology annotation, biological process: vesicle-mediated transport.
AGCGAUAGAAUGGCUUGAAAGGCCGUAUUGUGAUCAAUUAGUAACUUUACGUUAUACGUACACAAUGAACAUUCCAUUUAUGACGCACUUCAUAGACCGCGUCGCAUCUUUUCGAUUGUAUAUUGAUUAACGAGAAACGUAGAGUGAGUGCCUCUUGAUUAGAAAGUUUUGCAUGCUUCCCAAAGUCGGAAUGAAUAACAACGAGAGUGCUAAAGGUUGGAAAGGGCUGCCCUGGUGGCAGAACUGUGUGCGUUCUCGAGCCAAAAUGUGGCUCAAAGUUCAUAAAAGGGCAUUAUUUCCACAGGAUCCUCGCCGCCACCACCAUCACCAACGUCAUCAAGAUCCAUGUCUCAUCGACCGCACGAAAUUGAAUCGACCCCUAAGUUCCAGAGCGACUCAUCGGCCCGAUUUGGGUUAGGCGUCUCCAAAUUUUCCAGCCUUCCGCCUGGAGCAGUCCCCAGUACCAGAUUGAUACCUUCCAUCAACCAACACCACAGAAACGAACGAAGUAGUGCUUCGAAUUUGAACUUUCCUUCCAUCUUUCGGACUCGAAGUUUGAAGCGAGAUCAAGCUACCAAGCGGACCGAUUACGUGCCAUAUCAUGGAUCGAGAUCGAUCUCGGAACUCGCCCUGACUCUCCCUACCUUGUCGGUUCGUCGCCAGGAUCUUCCCAUAAAGGAUCCGAAUACCUCUGUGGUCGAAUUGGCCCCCCGGGAAAAGGGCGAUGGGAGUUCUAGUAGUCUUGGGGAUCAUCCUGAGCGUGCUCACCGCGACCUCUGGCAUGGUCACCCUGACGUGGAAACUGGUUCAACGGCGGAGAUCACGCCGGAGAAUGACUCCGAAUCGCUGGAUGAUGCAUUCCACACGUACACCGAGUUGGGCGUGGACGAGUGGAUGGAACCGAUCCAAACGGUUGAAAAGAUUGAAAUGGACACCCUGGCUACUGAAUCAGGUCCCAACCAGUAUCAGGCCCAAACCUCGGAGAUGGAAGUUGAGAAUGCCAGCACGGCUGAGGCUUUGGUAGCCGAGGGUGGGUCUGGAACUGACGAGGUGGAACAUCGACAACCUAAAUGGGGCAACACAACUCACAAACGAUUGACAGCUAGUCGACGAAUCUCUCUCCAAUCGGUGGCGGAUUACCCGUUGGUCACCCGAGAAUGCUUGUUCAAAGUGUUGCUGAUAGGGGAUCCGGGUGUGGGCAAGACCUCCUUCGUUCAACGCUAUACCAACAACAUCUUCCGAACGGACUACAAAGGCACGGUGGGCGUGGAUUUCGCCUUGAAAGUCCUCCGAGUCAACCGGGACAUGACGGUUAAACUUCAGUUGUGGGAUGUGGCGGGACAAGAGCGGUUCACGUGGAUGACUCGGGUCUACUAUCGGGAUUCCCGUGGAUGCAUCGUCAUGUUCGAUCUUUCGAAUCGAAAAUCAUUUCUGAGUGUGGCCAAAUGGAAACGAGAUCUGGAUGCCAAAUGUUCCAUGCCAGAUGGAUCACCUGUUCCGUGUCUGCUUCUGGCUAAUAAGUGCGACUUACGAGAGCGCCACGUGACCAUAGAUGAGAUCGAGCAAUUGUACAAUGAGUUGAACUUCAUUGGUUGGACAGAAACGUCGGCCAAGGGAGAUACAAUGGUCAAGGAUAGUGUCAAGUAUCUUAUUGACACAAUGCUGAAGUACGAGGAGAAGAAGGACACUCUCGGCCGCCAAACCUCUCCCAUCCAGGAUGAUCCCAAAGCAUUUAAGCUGACUGGCGAAGCCGCAGCCAAGUCUGGAUUCAAUCCCGCCUACUGUUUAUUCUGCUAAUGGACCAAUUCAAGUCAAACUUUGCACUCUCCAAAAAUCCACCAACUGUCCACAUAUGCUAAACAUGUCCUCCCCCCCCCAAAAAAAAGUGGGUAUUCUAUCUCAAUCCUUUCAUUGAUACCCUGUAUUCCAUUUUGACAUUAGUCAAAGGUCGGCGCUUUUGUAAUUAAAAGUAUACCCACUGUAACAGG